AUGUCUUCCAUUUACAAGACGGCAGCAGCAGUUUGCCUUGCACUGUGUGGGCUCCAAGCCGAGGCGAGCACAACUACAAAAUACAAAUUUAAAGUUGUGGAUGUAGACGAAGAUGCCUACUUGUCUGCCAACUUGGCCCGCAAUGGAAAGCUCCCAGUUCACAUCAGUGAAGUUACAAAGGAAGACACCCUUAUCACUACCUUGAAGGAAGAAGUAGCCGGCGAAGGAGCGACCACUGUGGAUAAUUGCACCUCAUUGAUAACUGCCAAAUUGAAGGAGCACUUCCAUUACUCUUUCGACUACGAUGCCGCGUCCGAGGCCAGUCCAGACUACCGCCAAUUACUGCAGAAAGCUCUUGAAGCGGGAUUGAAAGUCUUCAAUGAGGAGUAUUUCAACGGACUUAUAGAACGAACCACUGAAUUAAAAGAUAUGACAGAAGACGACCUGAAGAAUUCGGUUGGAAAUGGUUCUCUAGCAACGGCCUCUACGAUUGUAAUUGCCGGUUUGGUUGCUAUGCUGACAGCCGUCUCUGUCUAG
Eimeria mitis is the source of this 537-nucleotide messenger RNA. RefSeq lists its product as uncharacterized. Lineage: Eukaryota; Apicomplexa; Conoidasida; Eucoccidiorida; Eimeriidae. The coding region runs from base 1 to 537 and encodes 178 amino acids. The record is from RefSeq and is a predicted model, not a curated record. The transcript is spliced from 4 exons.